AUGGCGAGCACUCCACAAAUGUCCGGAGUUCUGCCACCGACGACCAAACCAGCUGAGCUUGAAUACGGAGGAGAUGAGGUUUCCGCCUUAGUACUUGAUCCAGGCACAGGCACGACAAGGUGCGGUUUUGCUGGCGAAGAUACACCAAAGACAUGUGUUCCGACAUCUUACGGUAUCGUACCGGACCCAGAGGAGCAGAAGUACUUUGGGAAGUUGAAGAUUGGAGAAAAUCCAAUCAAUUCGGUUGUAGAGGGCAUGGAAAUCCGAAACCCUAUGAGCGAAGGGAUAGUGGAGAACUGGGAGGUUGCGACCGAGAUCUGGAGGCAUUGUAUUGAAUAUAGGUUAUCCUCUAGGCUCGAAGAGCAUCCUCUUCUAGUCACAGAACCUAUCUGGAACCCCCUAAAGAAGCGUGAGAAGACAACCGAGAUUGUCUUCGAGGACUUCAAUGCUCCAGCUUACUUCCUUGUAAAAAGUGCCGUUUGCGAGUCAUUCGCAAACAGCAAACCGUCGGCCUUGGUUGUUGAUAUGGGCCAUGCGUAUACUAGUGUGACACCUGUCAUCGAUGGUAUUCCUUUGAGAAAAGGCUCUGAUAGAACAACACUUGCCGGUCAACAUCUGACCAAUCAAUUGAGACAUCAGUUCUCGGAGAUGGGAAUUCGCAUGGCACCUUGGCUUACCCUGAAAAGCAAGACCACUUAUACGGACCUCGCAGCUGCACCGCCUCUGAGAACCAAGGAUUUUGGUUUCCAGCCGCAUCAGUCGUUCCUCGAUCUUCAACAAGACCGCUUCAUCCAUGAAUUCAAAGAAUGUGUCUCAGAAACCUGGCCAGAGGCCAAAACUUUCCCUGCUGACAUCAAUAACCUCCCGGAUAACUUUCGUGGCAUCGCCGAUAAGGCCUUUGAGUUCCCUGACGGCUACCAACGCCGAUUCGGGAUUGAUAGGUUUUUGGCUCCGGAGUCACUCUUUAACCCUUCUGUCUCUCCCAAGGCCAUUACUGGUGACCUCCCUAAGGGUAUUGCGGAAAUGAUCAAGGAUUCUAUUGAUCAUUUAGAUGCGGACAUCCGUGCUAAUAUGCUUAACAACAUUGUUGUUGUUGGAGGAACUAGUUUGCUUUACAGGAUCAAUGAGCGCCUUAAUCAUGAGCUCAUGACUAUGUACCCUGGCCCCCGUGUAAAAAUCCAUUCGCCAGGUCAGAUUCCAGAGAGAAAGUAUUCUGCUUGGCUCGGAGGCAGCAUCCUUGCCAGCUGCGGUGCUUUCCAUCAGCUUUGGAUUAGCAAGCAAGAAUACGACGAAGUUGGAGCCAACAUCAUCGAACGAAGAGCUAAAUAG
This is a messenger RNA of Orbilia oligospora ATCC 24927, 1329 nucleotides long. RefSeq lists its product as uncharacterized. Lineage: Eukaryota; Fungi; Ascomycota; Orbiliomycetes; Orbiliales; Orbiliaceae. Bases 1 to 1329 code for a protein of 442 amino acids. The record is from RefSeq and is a predicted model, not a curated record. Gene Ontology annotation, cellular component: NuA4 histone acetyltransferase complex; SWI/SNF complex. Gene Ontology annotation, biological process: regulation of transcription by RNA polymerase II. Gene Ontology annotation, molecular function: chromatin binding. The transcript is spliced from 4 exons.